Molecule: messenger RNA, 992 nt
Organism: Dendrobium catenatum
Lineage: Eukaryota; Viridiplantae; Streptophyta; Magnoliopsida; Asparagales; Orchidaceae
Product: calcium-dependent protein kinase 16-like
Exons: 2
Coding region: 258-962 (234 amino acids)
Biological process (GO): protein autophosphorylation; intracellular signal transduction; peptidyl-serine phosphorylation
Cellular component (GO): nucleus; cytoplasm
Molecular function (GO): calcium-dependent protein serine/threonine kinase activity; ATP binding; calmodulin binding
Source: RefSeq, a predicted model, not a curated record
UGCUGACAGUCGCACGAUCUCCGUCGAAGCUAUCGCAAAAACAACCGAUACCAGACAAAAGCGCCAGGAACUCCAAAUCAAAUACCUUUCCGUUCAGUCUGUUAAGUUCUACCCGUCCACUCGCCAACUCUAUUUCUAUCUCCGCGGAUCCGCUUCUUCUCCUUCCUAUCUCAUUCUUUGCGGAUAAAGCUGAUAAUGACUGAUGAGUGAUUACCUCUAGAAAACUAGGGCUACUCAUUUAGUCAUUUACCGGGGGCAUGGGCAACUGCUGCCGUUCGCCGGCAGCGGCCGCUCGUGAGGAUGUUAAGGCUCACUUCCACGACCACAAGGAAGGUGGCGGCGGCGGCGUUGGUGGGAAACACCAGAGCGGAGGCGCAGCCGGUGGAAGGCGGAUGACGGUGCUCACCGACGGGAGCUGGGACACUAGAUCGGGUGGGAUUGAGGAGAAGUAUGCGGUCGACCGGGAGCUGGGGCGUGGGGAGUUCGGGGUGACCUAUCUCUGCAUGGAUCGUUACACGCGGGAACUACUUGCCUGUAAGUCUAUAUCCAAGCGCAAGCUCCGGACUGCCGUCGACGUCGAGGAUGUCCGCCGGGAGGUCGAGAUUAUGCACCACCUGCCCAAGAGCCCCAGUAUCGUGAGCCUCAGGGAGGCCUGCGAGGACGAUAAUGCCGUGCAUUUGGUCAUGGAACUGUGCGAGGGUGGAGAGCUUUUCGAUAGGAUCGUGGCCCGCGGGCACUACACGGAGAGGGCAGCUGCGGCGGUCAGCAAGACUAUUGUGGAGGUUGUGCAACUCUGCCACCGGCACGGGGUCAUCCAUCGGGAUCUCAAGCCGGAGAAUUUCCUCUUUGCGAAUAAGAAGGAAAACUCCCCCCUCAAGGCCAUAGAUUUUGGGUUGUCCAUAUUUUUCAAGCCCGUAAUUUUGAUGGAGAUCUACGAGUUUACAUUUGUUGAGAAUGCCUAGCAAAUAACCGAUUUCAGCUGUUAGUCAGGU